GUAACGAUUCUAUGGACACCGAUUUUUAUGGACCUAUGCCUCACAUUACCCUUUUAAUUUUAUUAAACCACGGAGCAGUCUUAUUACAUUAGUAGGCCUACGGCUGCUCCCUGAUUGAAUCAUUUUAAUUUCUUUAAAUUUAGCGUUUCUCUUGUCACUUUUUAUUCUCUUUAUCUCACUAUUAAAAACGUACUUCUUUUUUAUUUAUUUAUCUCGUUCUCUACAUCUGACAUCAUUACGAUUGUCUUUGUCAAUUUUCUUUUCUCGUUAGCCUUAAAGUUACAAUAUCAGUUUCAGUAUAAGCCUAAUGUGUUACUAUUAGUUGCCUUUGUUGAAUGUAUCUCUACGUUUGAAGUUUAAUCUAUUAUCGUUAAAAGAUCGUGUUCCUAGCCUUUAAAAUGUAUGUGGCUAUCUGGUCUCUCCAUGUAAGCUAUUGUUUAUCAAAUUUUCAUACUAAAAAAGAUAAAAUAAAUACGUAAUUCGCCUACUAAUUAGGUAUUUAGUGGCAUAAGUAGAUUACUACCGUACCAUAUAGCGAUAAUACCAGUACUGUAAUGUAAAUCGUAACCAAAUUAUUCCACGUAAGUGUCUGACAAUUCACAUCAUCCGUGUACUACACAAAUCAUCCAAUGAUAUAUCCCAUAACAGGGCCUACGCAAUGUUAGGGUUUGUCAAUAUGAUUUGGGUUUUAUUCAUAGUAAAUUGAUUUUAGAAUCAAUCCAGCGGAAACAUUUCAAAACCCAAGGGCAUCAAACCUGGUGCAUCUUCUGCUGUGUUUCCUUCAUUCAUUUUUAAAGAUAAUUCAUACUUCCGUGAAAUUGUUGAAGUGUAAAUUUACAUCAUCCUUGACAAGUAUAACGUGAAUCACUCGAUCAAAAUUAACAGUAAAAAGAUCGUUAAUUUUUCCGGUCCUGAGUAAAAUACAGAAAUGGUUAAGUGAUUCCAGAGCAUUUUUGAUAGAUUUCAGUACUAACGCACUACCAAUGUCAAUUAAAGAUCGGGGUCGGAAUGAAAAAGAAUGCUGAACACAUACUUCUCAGAGACGUGUGGCGUAUCUAGGGGAUGUACAUGCCUCUUCCCCUACGUCUCCCAUCGAAUAUGUUGAAGGCAAAAAAGAUCACGCUCAAGUACUUAACAAAACACCUUCAUUUCCCUCACUAAAGCUUCGAGUCCCCACUUCGGCUUCGCCCCCACCACCAGCCUCCUCCCAUUUUGAAGACUCUUAGAUAGGCCAACGCCACUGCUGAGAGAAGGAUUUUUCCAUAGCGGGUAUUCGUUGGUUGAACGGAAUGCUUGGGGAAGAAACAUUGUCCCUCGUACAUACGCGACUGGAUACAAUACCAUUUACUGUAUGAAAUUAAUAUUACAAACGAAUGAAUAUUGCGAUACACCACAGGAAACGGUCGUUUGCUCUAUUAGUAUUAGUACGCUUAAUAUUUCUGGCUGAGGAUCCGAUUCAAAUUAAGCUCGUAUGUUUGAUGAUUCGUAAGUUGUUUAGAAUAUAUCUAUGUUGAACAAAAAAUGGAGAAUCAUGAAAGUUUCCUUAGCAUAAUCUGCCAACAUCUUCAGACUGUAAUUUUUCAACAUAAAAGGAAAAUUAUCUAAACAAUAUCAAUUUGGAACCAGAUAAAUUUAUCAUGUUUUUUGGUAGUAAUAUAUAUGAAAUACCGUACCGAUACGUCUUAAUCACGUGCACGUUUUUCAAUCUAACACUAGCAAUAACUGUAUUUUUUUUCUUUUCUGAAACUGUAGUUCUGGGAACAGGUUACGAUGGAACAUGGAAUCAGUUCUACUGGAACCUAUCAAGGAACUUCCGAACUGGAACUACGUCGAGCUAAUGUCUACUUCAACGAAGAGUCACGUGGCAUAUUUACUCCAAGAGCUGUCCUUGUUGAUCUUGAACCUGGUACAAUGGAUGCGGCGAGAUCGGGUGACUAUGGGUCUCUGUUUAAACCAGAAAACUUCAUAUUUGCACAGAAUGGUGCGGGGAACAACUGGGCCAAAGGAUUUUAUACAGAUGGAGCUGAUCUUAUUGAUGAAGUCAUGGAUGUUGUCCGGAGUGAGGCUGAGUCAUGUGAUUGCCUUCAAGGUUUCCAGAUAACACAUUCACUUGGAGGUGGAACUGGUUCGGGGUUGGGUACCCUGCUGAUGAGUAAACUACAAGAAGAGUUUCCAGACAGAGUGUUGGCAUCAUACAGUGUUCUGCCAUCGCCUGGUGCGUCGGCUACCAUUGUCGAACCUUAUAACAGCGGAUUAUCUAUGCACCAAUUGAUAGACCACUCAGAUAUGACGUUCUGCAUUGACAACCAAGCUCUUGCAGAAAUCUGCACUCGAACUUUGAAGCUGACGUCACCCACAUACUCGCAAAUGAACCAGCUGAUAGCAAAUACUAUGUGUGGAGUUACUACGUGCUUACGGUUCCCGGGCCAGCUAAAUGCUGGUCUAAGGAAACUCGCCGUCAACAUGAUUCCUUUCCCACGUCUCCAUUUUUUCAUGACAAGUUUUGCUCCUCUUAUGUGCUUUGACAACCGCGUUUAUAACGCAGAUACUAUAUCCAUGUUGACGAAACAAAUAUUUAACGCCCGUAAUAUGAUGACAGCCUGUGACCCAAGACACGGACGCUACCUGAGCGCCGCUGCUGUUUAUCGAGGGAAUGUUUCCGUUUGUGAAGUAGACCAGGAAAUUCAAGGCGUUCAAAACAAAAAGAGUAAUUACUUUGUUGAUUGGAUUCCAGACAACAUUAAGACUGCUGUAUGCAAUAUAGCGCCACCAAACUUUAAGAAAACGGCAACAUUUAUGGGAAAUAAUACAGCUAUUUCUGAAAUUAUAAGGCGAGUUUCAGAGCAAUUCACCAUGAUGUUUAAACGAAGAGUGUAUUUACAUUCUUAUUUUAAUGAAGGUAUGGAUGAAUUGGAGUUCAAAGAGACCGAAUCAAGUCUUAGUGAUAUUGUGUCCGAGUACCAGCAGUACGAAAUUGUUGGAGUUGAUGAUGACGACGACUCGGAACUGGAUGAUGAAAUGGAGUAUUGAACAAGAUCCAUAUUGGUAGGCCUAUUAGACGGUACAUACUCAGAUUUGACGAGCAAAGCAAAAACACUAUACGCCUGGAUGGGCUGUACCAGGAUCUUAGAUUAUACUCAGAAGGAACAUCAACCCUGCACCUCGCCCCAGUGCCUCAUACGCCCACAAACAAUAUUGGGUAAAAUUUCCUGCCUGGGGUCGGGGAAAUUCACUGUGGAUGAGUCUAAUGGAAUCGAAUUUAUAGGGGGUAGCGAAAUCCAUUUGACACCACAAAUAGUGUAUCUCCAUCAUUUCACUACUGACGCGUUGUGUCGGUCUCUGUUUAAAACAAAAUGUUUUGCAAAUGUCUUCCUCAAGGUCGGUCUUAUGGGUACUUUCUAUCGUUCCUUUGUCUGCGUUUAGCUAGCCUAAGAAUAUACAGUUUUUUAAAUGAAUCUGUACAUACACAUACCAAAAUAAUUUAUAAUUUAUAUUUAUAUUGUCUGUAUUUAUUAUUCUAGAAAUAUGUGAAUCAGGUAGUGGCAGCAGAGACGUAUUAUCGCGUCAUUAACAUUUCGUCAUCAUUCAUGCAUUGAAAUACAGGAACGAGUCGUUAUAAAGCAUAGUAUUAGGCCAAUUUAUUCUCAGUGCCACAGAAUCUUCUCCGACUCGCGUAACAAUGUACGCUUACUUAGCGGUUUUUUAAUUGCUUCUAUAGAUCAUAAUAUUUAUUAUUUUCCUGAGAAAUUAUCCCUUUUAGUAAAUUCCUAUGCUUGUAGUCCACAAGUUAAACUAUAUAUUUUGUAAUAGAUCACGGAUAUCCCAAUUGAAAUGAUGAGCCAUGGGCCGUCUUCAAAAGAAGAAACAGAAUCGACUGUAAUUAGAUAAUAGGCCUAUG
Messenger RNA from Anneissia japonica, 3898 nucleotides. Its product is annotated as tubulin beta chain-like. Lineage: Eukaryota; Metazoa; Echinodermata; Crinoidea; Comatulida; Comatulidae. The record is from RefSeq and is a predicted model, not a curated record. Gene Ontology annotation, molecular function: GTP binding; GTPase activity; structural constituent of cytoskeleton. Bases 1771 to 3030 code for a protein of 419 amino acids. The transcript has a single exon. Gene Ontology annotation, cellular component: cytoplasm; microtubule. Gene Ontology annotation, biological process: mitotic cell cycle; microtubule cytoskeleton organization.